This is a messenger RNA of Aspergillus alliaceus, 2135 nucleotides long. RefSeq names its product glycoside hydrolase family 72 protein. The transcript is spliced from 4 exons. Gene Ontology annotation, biological process: fungal-type cell wall (1->3)-beta-D-glucan biosynthetic process. The record is from RefSeq and is a predicted model, not a curated record. Gene Ontology annotation, cellular component: fungal-type cell wall; cytoplasm. The coding region runs from base 328 to 1944 and encodes 538 amino acids. Lineage: Eukaryota; Fungi; Ascomycota; Eurotiomycetes; Eurotiales; Aspergillaceae. Gene Ontology annotation, molecular function: 1,3-beta-glucanosyltransferase activity.
CCUCGCCCUCUUGCUAUUUCUUGUUUCUUAAUUCUUCCCUAUCACUUCCUUCCCUCGUUAUAUACCUCUUUUUUUCAUACUUGAUUUGUCUGUUAUUUUCCGCAAUCAUUCCACGGCUCAGUGUGUCUGCCGUCAGUCGCUCGUUAUAGUAUAUAUAUAUAUAUAUAUAUAUAUAUAUAUAUUCCGGUUCCCUUUUCCAUUAAUUCAACCUGAUAUCACUGGGUCUGCAGAUCAAGUUGAUCAACCGCUCGUUGCUAUCAUCUGCAGAUCAUUAACGGUCGUCGUUGCGGCUGGUAUUCGUUACAGGGCUGUGCAUAGAAUCUCAUCAUGAAGGCCACCCUCGCCCUUGCCGGGGCUUCGCUCGUGGGCAGCGCCCUGGCGACUCUGCCUGCUAUUGAGACGAAGGGUAACAAACUCUUCUACUCCAACAAUGGCACUGAAUUCUUCAUCCGUGGUGUUGCUUAUCAGCAGGAAUAUUCUGCCAAUGACACCUCUUCUGGUGACUCUAAGAGCGACUACACCGACCCUCUGUCCGACCCCAAGAAGUGCGAGCGUGAUAUCCCUUAUCUGAAGGAACUGCGCACCAACGUCAUUCGUACCUACGCCGUUGACCCCAAGGCCGACCACACUGAGUGCAUGAAGAUGCUGGACGAUGCCGGUAUCUACCUGAUCACUGAUUUGUCCGCCCCUUCGGAGUCUAUCGUCCGUAACGAUCCCAAGUGGGAUGUAGACCUGUUCUCCCGUUACACCAGCGUCGUUGAUGCCUUUGCCAACUACACCAAUGUUAUUGGUUUCUUUGCUGGUAACGAGGUCGCCAACGACAAGAACAACACCGACUCCAUCGCGUUCGUCAAGGCCGCCGUGCGUGACAUGAAGAAGUAUGUCAAGGCAAAGAACUACCGUGAAUCCUUGCUUAUCGGCUAUGCCACCGAUGAUGAUGCUAGCAUCCGUGAAGACCUGAAGAACUACCUUGUCUGUGGUGAUGACGAUGCCCGGAUUGACAUGUUCGGUUACAACAUCUACGAGUGGUGCGGCGACUCUUCCUUCGAGAAGUCCGGUUACAAGGAGCGCACCGAGGAAUUCAAGGACUUCCCUGUGCCUGCAUUCUUCUCCGAGUACGGAUGUAACAACCCUAAGCCUCGCAAGUUCACCGACACUCCCGUACUGUACGGUCCCAAGAUGAACAACGUCUGGAGUGGUGGUAUCGUCUACAUGUACUUCCAGGAGGACAACGACUAUGGACUGGUUUCCCUUGACGGUGACAAGGUCAAGACUUUGAGCGAUUAUUCCUAUCUCUCUGAAGAGAUCCAGAAGGCCACCGCCACUGGUGUCAAUAGCGCCAGCUACACCGCUCCGUCCGCUGCUACGGCAUCCUGCCCUUCGGUUGGCAAGGACUGGGAAGCCACCAGCGAGCUCCCCCCAUCUCCUAACCCCGAUCUGUGCUCCUGCAUGGUCAAUACCUUGUCUUGCGUCGUGAAGGAUUCCGUUAAGGAGAAAGAUUACGCGGAUACGUUCAACUACAUUUGCUCCAAGGAUGGAAUGUGCGAUGGAAUCAAGAAGGACGCCACCAAGGGCAAGUAUGGGGCGUACAGCGUGUGCACUCCCAAGCAGCAGCUUUCGUUUGUCAUGAACCAAUGGUACAAGAGCAGUGGCUCCGGCAACAGCCAGGCCUGUGACUUCAACGGCCAGGGCCGUGUCAAGGACGCUUCCAAGGAUGACAGCAAGUGUUCUGACCUACUGAAGCAGGCCGGUACCGCGGGUACUGGCAGUGUCACGGCUUCCCCCACUGCCGGCAGUGCUGCUGCUGGAAGUACCUCUACCUCUUCGACUUCCGGCAACGCUGCCGGUGCGGUAAGCCCAGUGGCUGUCAAGGUUGGCGGCUGGCAGUUUGGAGCUUACGUCAUGACUGCCUUUGUUGCUGGUGCUGGUAUGCUCUUGCUGUAAGGUAGUAAUUAGCGUGUAUGUGCUCAAAGACGUUAGGAGAAUAGCGACAUGCGACUUGGGGGAUCUUUUGUUCGCUGGAGUGUAUUCGACUGUGAUUUUUGUCAUUUUUUUUUUUGAAUAUUAACACGUACAUACUUUAGCCAAUAGCUCAAUCGUUCAUUCUCUCAAAUACAUAUUCCGUAAGCUGCCUG